UUCCGCCCGGGAACUCCCGGCCGCACUUAAGGAGCUCGGGCCGGCGUGAGCGGGGAGCAGGGAGGAAGCCCGGCGGCCGCUGACUUCCUCGGACCCGGACCCAGCCCCAGCCCGGCCCCAGUCAGCCCCGACGGCGCCAUGCGGGCUCCGAGCGGGGCUCUGUGGCUGCUCCUGGCUCUGCGCACCGUGCUCGGUGGCAUGGAGGUGCGGUGGUGUGUCACCUCGGACCCAGAGCAGCACAAGUGCGGCAACAUGAGCGAGGCCUUCCGGGAAGCGGGCAUCCAGCCCUCCCUCCUCUGCGUCCAGGGCACCUCCGCCGACCACUGCGUCCAGCUCAUCGCGGCCCAGGAGGCUGACGCCAUCACUCUGGAUGGAGGAGCCAUCUAUGAGGCAGGAAAGGAGCACGGCCUGAAGCCGGUGGUGGGCGAAGUGUACGAUCAAGAGGUCGGUACCUCCUAUUACGCCGUGGCUGUGGUCAGGAGGAGCUCCCAUGUGACCAUUGACACCCUGAAAGGCGUGAAGUCCUGCCACACGGGCAUCAAUCGCACAGUGGGCUGGAACGUGCCCGUGGGCUACCUGGUGGAGAGCGGCCGCCUCUCGGUGAUGGGCUGCGAUGUACUCAAAGCUGUCAGCGACUAUUUUGGGGGCAGCUGCGUCCCGGGGGCAGGAGAGACCAGUUACUCUGAGUCCCUCUGUCGCCUCUGCAGGGGUGACAGCUCUGGGGAAGGGGUGUGUGACAAGAGCCCCCUGGAGAGAUACUACGACUACAGCGGGGCCUUCCGGUGCCUGGCGGAAGGGGCAGGGGACGUGGCUUUUGUGAAGCACAGCACGGUACUGGAGAACACGGAUGGGAAGACGCUUCCCUCCUGGGGCCAGGCCCUGCUGUCACAGGACUUCAAGCUGCUGUGCCGGGAUGGUAGCCGGGCCGACGUCACCGAGUGGAGGCAGUGCCAUCUGGCCCGGGUGCCUGCUCACGCCGUGGUGGUCCGGGCCGACACAGAUGGGGGCCUCAUCUUCCGGCUGCUCAACGAAGGCCAGCGUCUGUUCAGCCAUGAGGGCAGCAGCUUCCAGAUGUUCAGCUCUGAGGCCUAUGGCCAGAAGGAUCUACUCUUCAAAGACUCUACCUCGGAGCUUGUGCCCAUCGCCACGCAGACCUACGAGGCGUGGCUGGGCCAUGAGUACCUGCACGCCAUGAAGGGUCUGCUCUGUGACCCCAACCGGCUGCCCCCCUACCUGCGCUGGUGUGUGCUCUCCACUCCCGAGAUCCAGAAGUGUGGAGACAUGGCCGUGGCCUUCCGCCGGCAGCGGCUCAAGCCAGAGAUCCAGUGCGUGUCAGCCAAGUCCCCCCAGCACUGCAUGGAGCGGAUCCAGGCUGGGCAGGUCGACGCUGUGACCCUGAGUGGCGAGGACAUUUACACGGCGGGGAAGACGUACGGCCUGGUUCCCGCAGCCGGGGAGCACUAUGCCCCGGAAGACAGCAGCAACUCGUACUACGUGGUGGCCGUGGUAAGACGGGACAGCUCCCACGCCUUCACCUUGGAUGAGCUUCGAGGCAAGCGCUCCUGCCACGCUGGUUUCGGCAGCCCUGCAGGCUGGGAUGUCCCUGUGGGUGCCCUUAUUCGGAGAGGCUUCAUCCGGCCCAAGGACUGCGACGUCCUCACAGCAGUGAGCGAGUUCUUCAAUGCCAGCUGCGUGCCCGUGAACAACCCUAAGAACUACCCCUCCUCGCUGUGUGCACUGUGCGUGGGGGACGAGCAGGGCCGCAACAAGUGUGUGGGCAACAGCCAGGAGCGGUAUUACGGCUGCCGCGGCGCCUUCAGGUGCCUGGUGGAGAAUGCGGGUGACGUUGCCUUCGUCAGGCACACAACCGUCUUUGACAACACAGAUGGCCACAAUUCCGAGCCCUGGGCUGCUGAGCUCAGGUCAGAGGACUAUGAACUGCUGUGCCCCAACGGGGCCCGAGCCGAGGUGUCCCAGUUUGCAGCCUGCAACCUGGCACAGAUACCACCCCAUGCCGUGAUGGUCCGGCCCGACACCAACAUCUUCACCGUGUAUGGACUGCUGGACAAGGCCCAGGACCUGUUUGGAGACGACCACAAUAAGAACGGGUUCAAAAUGUUCGACUCCUCCAACUAUCAUGGCCAAGACCUGCUUUUCAAGGAUGCCACCGUCCGGGCGGUGCCUGUCGGAGAGAAAACCACCUACCGCGACUGGCUGGGGCUGGACUACGUGGCGGCGCUGGAAGGGAUGUUGUCUCAGCAGUGCUCGGGCGCAGCGGCCCCGGCGCCCCUGCUCCCGCUGCUGCUGCUGCCCGCCCUCGCCGCCCGCCUGCUCCCGCCCGCCCUCUGAGCCCGGCCGCCCCGCCGGAGCCCGCGCCCUCCCCGCCGCGCCCCAGAGCUCCCGGAGCUGCGAUUCCCGCCCGGGGAGUUUCCG
Messenger RNA from Gorilla gorilla gorilla (western lowland gorilla), 2433 nucleotides. It is a transcript of the gene MELTF, whose product is annotated as melanotransferrin. The record is from RefSeq and is a predicted model, not a curated record. The transcript is spliced from 16 exons. Gene Ontology annotation, cellular component: extracellular region; recycling endosome; plasma membrane. Gene Ontology annotation, biological process: iron ion transport. Lineage: Eukaryota; Metazoa; Chordata; Mammalia; Primates; Hominidae. Bases 139 to 2349 code for a protein of 736 amino acids.